GUAUUUUAUAAUCUUAAAGAAUUACAUAAACUUAAAUUAACGGAUUCCAUAACUAUUAAUCUUAAUCAAAUUUUAACUGCUAUAAAUAAGAAAUUUAAAUCUAAACAAAUUAGUUCUAAUCAUAAAAAAAGAAAAGUUGAUGAAGCUAUUAUAGAAAAUUUUGUAAAUGGUGGUGCUGUAGAUUCUGUAGCUAGCACACCUUUAUCUGAACCAGAAAAUAAUAAUAAUUAUAGGGAUGAUAAGAUUAGUAGCUUCAAUAUUGGG
Dentiscutata erythropus is the source of this 264-nucleotide messenger RNA. The record is from the annotation of a GenBank genome assembly. Lineage: Eukaryota; Fungi; Glomeromycota; Glomeromycetes; Diversisporales; Gigasporaceae.